CGGCAGAUCGUUUAGCUGGUGCGCUCUGGCGGUUAAUUUGAUAAUCGAUGAAUUCAGGAGUAGAUGGUGAUUUUAAGUUUCAGUGUUUGCAGUAAAAGUUAAUAGAUUUUCACUUUUGAUUGAUUUGGUUCAGGUGAAUAGGUAUAUUCGGAUUUAGGGUUUCUUGGUUGAUCAAUGGCUCCUGCUAAAGCGGACGCUAUGAAAAAAUCUGAUCCUAAGGCCCAGGCCUUGAAAGCAGCGAAGGCUGUUAAAUCAGGUUCAGCAACCUUUAAGAAGAAGGCCAAGAAGAUGCGCACUAAGGUUACAUUUUAUCGACCAAAGACAUUGAAGAAGGAUAGGAAUCCGAAGUACCCUCGCAUUAGUGCUCCCCCAAGGAACAAGCUUGAUCAGUACCAAAUCCUAAAGUAUCCUCUCACCACUGAAUCGGCGAUGAAGAAGAUUGAAGACAAUAACACACUGGUUUUCAUUGUUGACAUUCGUGCUGACAAGAAGAAGAUAAAGGACGCAGUCAAGAAGAUGUAUGACAUUCAAACCAAGAAAGUCAAUACCUUGAUCAGGUACUAAAUUUUCACUCUAUCUUUAUGUGUUUUAACCUGUGUCCGCUUGUUGUGUGUGUGAGUUUUCAUGUCCUUAAUUCCUGCUCUUGGGCAAGUUGAAAUCAUUACUACUGACCUAAAAAAGUGUGUGUGUGUAAUGGUGAUAGCAUGAUCAGCUGUUGAAAAGUAUCUGGUUUAUUCUAAAAAAUGAUCAUAGGAGUUCGAUAUUCUAAAAUUAGUAUCCUUGUGUGUGGAUGCAUGGAUACACACAACUUUUGCUCGUCAUUCUGAUUUCUGUGAUUG
Molecule: messenger RNA, 839 nt
Organism: Ilex paraguariensis (yerba mate)
Lineage: Eukaryota; Viridiplantae; Streptophyta; Magnoliopsida; Aquifoliales; Aquifoliaceae
Source: the annotation of a GenBank genome assembly